ACGAGAACUGGCGUGGGACGGAGUGGAGAGAGUUGUUAUCGAAGAAGAGGGAGUGCAGACAGGAGCAGGAGCAGAGCAGGGGGUGUGUGAGUGUGUUUGUGAGGUCCAAAAAGGAGCACAACACGGCGUGAAUGAGAGAGGCAAGCUGGCGGAAUUCAACAUGGCAUCUGGAGAUACGCUGUACAUUGAGACAGACGGCUCGGAGAUGCCGGCCGAGAUCGUGGAGCUCCACGAGAUAGAGGUGGAAACGAUACCGGUGGAGACCAUCGAGACCACGGUGGUCGGCGGGGAUGACGAUGACGACGACGACGACGACGGGCAGCCCAUGAUCGCGCUCCAGCCGCUGGUCACGGACGACCCCAGCUCGAUCCAUCACCACCAGGAGGUGAUCCUGGUCCAGACCCGGGAGGAGGUGGUCGGCGGGGAUGACUCCGACCUGCACACGGACGGGGCCAGCGGGUUCGAGGACCAGAUCCUCAUCCCGGUACCGGCUCCGGGAGUGGAGGACGAGUACAUUGAACAGACUCUUGUGACUGUGUCUGGGAAGAGCUCGGUGGGUCGGGUGAAACGGGGAGGCGGCACAGGGGGGAAGAAAGCGGGCAAAAAGAGCUAUCUAAGCGGUACUGAGGCCGGCGGAAGAAAAUGGGAACAGAAGCAAGUGCAAAUAAAGACUCUGGAAGGGGAAUUCUCGGUUACAAUGUGGGCAUCGGGUAAGUAAUGCUGGGACAGCCGUGUCUGUUGUUAGCCGUUGCAUGAGGCCUCGUUGCCAGGGCGUUGUCCUGCUGCACCAGACUAGUUCCUGGAGUUGUACGUUGCACCGUCGUUAAAGCGUCAAAUAACGCAAGGUUUCGAUGUAAAACUCUCCUAAAUGAUAGGGAAAUGUUUUUGUUUUGAAGGGAGGCCAUGUUUUAAGUGUUGCUGGGCGCCGCCAUAUUCCCCGAGACUAGUAAGUAUGGCGGCGGCCCCGAGAAAAAUGGCGAUAGUAACGGCCAGGCAGAGAUGGCGGCGGAGCGAGAGGGAGACAGACAGCUGAGUCUAGGGAGCGCACAGGCCGCAGAAAUGUCAUGAAAAAGCGCUUAAAUGCUAUUUUUGAAACGUCGGAUGGUAAUAUAAAGUAUAUGAGGGUCUAAUGUGUGUGUAUUUUUCAAUUAAGACACUAUUUUGUCAGCAAUUAGUCGUUUAGCAGUUAGCUCUGGCUGUAACCAGUGGAAACGUAAAUUCAGCAGACGGCUCUGCGUCUGCGUCAGAGCAGCUGACUGCGCCUGCGUCAGAGCAGCUAACCGCACCGUGUUCAAUGUACGGUUGAUUGUAGCUGAAAACCUCGCAUAUAUAGUCAUCCAGGACCUUAUAUUCACUGUGUAAACUUUGACAACUAAAUAAAAAGACGUUAGUCUAUUCUUUUAGUUGUGCCUUUAACAGCCCUAAUGUUAUUAAAGCUUGUAUGUAAUCAGUACAAAAAAGCCGAAACCAAAAGUUGUAAUUUCCACAUUUUAAAUUUUUGUAAACAUGGUCAGACAGGUGAGAACUGUGCUUAGAGUUAACUGUUUAAUUUUAGUGGGUGGUAUGUUGAAAAGUAUUACCAAUAUUUUACUCCCAAAAUGUACUUUUCAAGUUAAUACUCUCCAAUACACCAACACCAUCAACAAUUGAUACAAAGUCAAAUACUAAGUAGCAUAACUUUUCAGCUACUCCUCUCUGAACCCGGGUUCAGCCCAGCAGUUAGUUGUUUAGCAGUUAGCUCUGGACGAACCAGUGGAAACGUAAAUUCAGCAGACGGCUCUGCAUCAGAGCAGCUAACUGCACUGUGUUGGUAGCGAGUGCAAUGUUCGGCUAUAUUGAUUGUAGCCUAAAACCUUGCAUAUCUAGUCAUCCAAGACCUUAUAUUCACUGUGUUAUCUUUGACAACUAAAUAAUAAGAUGUUAGUCUAUGCUUUUUAGUGACAGAGUACCCGUUAGUUUGGCCUUUACCAGCCCUAAUGUUAUGAAUGCUUAUAUGUAAUCAGUACAAAAAAGGCCCAAACCACAAGUUGUAAUUUACACAUUUUAAAUUUUUGUAAACAAAAAAUGUACUUGUCAAGUUUAUACUCUCCAAUACACCACCACCAUCAAUAGUUGAUACAAAGUCAAAUACUAAGUAGUAUAACCUUUCAGCUUCUCCUCUCUGAGCACGGGUUCAGCCCUUCAAUUAACUGUGAUUCUUAUUUUAAGCUCUACUUUUUGUCUCGAUUCGUUGUAGUGUUUUAUUUCAUGGUAAGGUGCUAUUAAUAUCACACUUGUAACAUCAGUGCUGCUAAAAAUGGAUUGCAUGUAUUUCAAGUUUGAUGCACUUGUAACAUAAUCAUGCAACAUUAUUGAGACCCAUAUUAUCUGAAGGAUAGUUCAGCUGCACAUCAUCUUGCUGUUCUCCCUCACUUUAAAUGCAAGGGAACACCAGUAUGUUAUCCGUUCAGUCUCUGUAAUUUGUGCCUAGAUGACAAUGAAGACAUCGACCACGAGUCGGUGGUGGAGGAGCAGAUCGUUGGGGAGAACUCCCCUCCAGAUUACUCAGAGUACAUGACGGGGAAGAAGCUGCCCCCUGGUGGUAUCCCAGGGAUCGAUCUCUCAGACCCCAAACAGUUGGCUGAGUUUGCCAGGUGAGUGUAUGCCCCAGGCUCUACAUCCUGUUCCUGAAUGUGUAAACACAUCUGUUUCCUAAGCACAACAGACUGUGGGGCAAAUCUUAAUGAAUGUACAAGAGGCAAAGGUCUGAACACUCAGCACAACUAUCAGAUACUCUGAUACCAGUGUGGAGCUGCACUUGUGGGUAGAAAAUAUUAAUUUCACUUAAUAUGCUUUGGUAUUUAACCAUAUAUUUCACUGUCUACAUGCAGAGUUUAGGGGUUUUGUUUUGCAGAUUCAAGACUAAUAUGCAAGAUUUAAUAACUGUAUUAAAACAAGUAUGAGAGCACUUUAAAAACAUGUUUUAUAUGUUAGUGUGUUUGCAUUUGUUCAUUUUUGUCCAUUUGUAAGCUUUGCUCAUCGUUUUUAUGGAACACACACGCUUUGAUUACACUGAAUUCUAUUAUUGAAUGAUAAAUAAUCCCUCACAAAAAGUGCAUUUGAUACUGCUCAUCAUUCACCAGAUUGUUUUGAGGACUGUUUAGGCCCACAAAAGAAAACAAUAAUAGCCAAUAAUAUAAAAAAUGUUUUUUGAAGGCCCUGUGAAGUAUUUGAACUGUUUUCUUUAAAUAGUUGUAAAUCGAGUGAGCUGUAUUAGCCCUGCUUGCAAUAAGAAAAGCUCUGGAUUAUGAAAUUACUUCUGCACAUGAUCGUUAUGUUUGUCCGUGAGCAUGUGACACUUUGAGGUGAACCAUUGAGUGCUGAUGUUCUUGUUCCAGCACACUGCCCUCGUCAGUGAUGAUACUGGUUAUUGAUUGAUUGCAGAAAUCAGCAUUAAAUCAAGGGUUGUAAAUGACUCUGUGGCUUGUGCGAGAGAGAGAUGGAUGUACGCCAAGCAUCUUAUUCUGCCUCCUUUUUUUUUUUUUCCAAAACAGAAUGAAACCCAGGAAAGUCAAAGAGGACGAUGCCCCCCGGACAAUAGCCUGCCCUCAUAAAGUGAGUUCAACAAUGAACCCCUGCUUCCUGAUUGACUCAGUAGUUUUCCAGCUGAUUUAUGUUUGCCGGUGUGAUUGAAAUUUUCUGUAAAGGUUAUUUAAAAGUGGAGAAAGCACUUAAGUGUAUUGAUUUUCAAGUACUUACAUGCACAAUCAAGCCUUAUUUGACCUUUCCCUGUUGAGCUAAUGCAAAUAAUCCAUUGAAUCAGCUGUCUGCCAAUAUUGUGAAGGAGUUAAUGGUGCCUCUGAAACAAAGGAGGCAGAAACAUUUUUUUUCAGGGUUUAAACCUGAUCAAAAGACGAACAAAAAGCUAUAAAUGAGGACACUUUUAUAACUUUUAUAACAAAAACCCUUUUUGCGCACCACUUAAAAGUUUACUAGCCCGCUGCAGAGAACUGUCCAUUAUUUGCUGUUUGUCAACAUUGUGCUGCACUUACUUCGCUCCCCAGGGCUGCACAAAGAUGUUCAGGGAUAACUCAGCCAUGAGGAAGCAUCUCCACACCCACGGGCCCCGCGUGCACGUCUGUGCGGAGUGCGGCAAGGCUUUCGUCGAGAGCUCCAAACUUAAACGUCACCAACUCGUUCACACAGGGGAGAAACCCUUCCAGGUUGGCAUCCGGACGAACAUCACACUCCCACACACUUAGAUACACUCACACUAUAUAUAUAUUUUUUUAAUUUUAAGCGCAUUAGCCUCUGACUAUUUUAAGCCAAGCCACGGAGAAUGGGAUCAUAAUUAACCGCUCACUCACAGGGUUCAAAUUAUCACCCACCAACUACAGCAGUCAUAAAAACUAAAUAAAUCAAAGGUCCCUUAUUUCUUACUGUAACUCACACCACUGUCCAAAAAUGAAUAAUAUUACUCUAUGUAAUGAUGUGUUUAUCAAAGUUAUAUACACUACAGGCCAAAAGUUUGGAAGCAAGGCCAUGACAGGCUGAACAGUUGGGAGUAACUUCAAGUUUUUGUUCACAAUGCUUUUUUUAAAAUCCAGCAUGAGUUUUAUGUAUUUUGGGAUGUAUUUACUCUGUGAUCAAAUGUUGCUUUCAUGGAAAUGCACCAUUUUACUCCAUUUACCUUUAGAUAUACAUUGAUGUUAACAGACCAUUGCUAAAUAUAUGUCAGCAAAAGAUAAGGGCUUAGUUUUAGGGUUGAAAACAUUUGCAAGAGUCACAACUUCAGUGCAAAAGCAAAAAAACAAAUCACAGUUGGGUUGUUCACUUCAACUUUUUGGCCUUUGAGAGUCUGCAUACAAAAAUCCUAGUAAAUCUCAACUGCAUUCAAAAUACCGCGGAAAUGGCUAGAAAGAAGCAACUAAGUAAAGAAACAUAAGUACAGAUUUGUACAUUGAGGAAAGGAUACACAGAGAGAGAAAAUUGCAAAACGCCUAAUGGUGUCUAACAAAGGAGUCCACUACACUCUCAAGAGACUAGAGGAACCUAGAAGUUAUGAUGAAGCAGAGGAUAAACAUAUCAUUGUCACCAGUAAGAGAGAUCGGCAAAAGACAGCACCAAAAAUAAGGGAGGAAAUCAACAUGACAAGGUCAAAACCCAUAUCUCUGACAACGGUGAAAAGACGUUUGAGAAAGGCUGGUCUGAAGGGUUGUGUAUCUGCAAAAAAAAAACCACUACUUCAUCCACAGAACAAGAAAAAGAGAUAUGAGUGGGCAAAAGCUCACAAAAAUUGGACUUAUGAUGACUAGAAACAAGUUCUCUGGACCGAUGAAAGCAAGUUUGAACUGUUACACCCACAAUUAAGCAAGGAGGUGGUAGUUCCAUGGUACGGGGAUGUUUUGCAGGUGAUGGAGUAGGAGAUUUGUUUGAAGUAAAGAGUAUCAUGAAGAAGGAACAGUACCACUCCAUCCUCCAGCACCAUGCUGCUCCAUCUGGACUCAGGCUUAUGGCUCUAAAGUUUAUUUUGCAGCAAGACAAUGACCCUAAGCACUCUGCCAAGCUCUGUCAGCGUUACCUAGACAAAAAAGAAGAGGAAGGUGUUCUUCAAAAGAUGGUUUGGCCCCCUCAGUCGCCAGACUUUUCUUAAUUGAGCUUGUGUGGGAUGAAUUGGAUCGAUCGGUCAGAAAAACGUGUCCCACGAAUCAGCAGUCUCUUUUUAAUGAACUUAAGAAAGCUUGGAAUUCAAUCCCUGGAACAUACCUUAAAGAACUUGAGGAACGAAUGCCUGGUAUAUGCCAAGCUGUUGUUAAAGCCAGAGGAGGUUACUUUAAAGAAAGCAAAGUCUAAGCAACAAUAACUCAAAUACCUAAUAAUUAUAGUCAAAAUUAAUGGAACUAUGAUCUUUUUUUGUACAAAUCUGAUCUUGCUUCCAGACUUUUGGCCUGCAGUGUAGAUACAGUUUUCUGAGUAGACAUAUGGCCCUAUGUUAUAUUGUAUAUCACUGUUUAUAACCAACAUGAAAACUGACUCCCCACUCGUCUCCUCUCAUUUCAGUGUACCUUCGAAGGCUGCGGGAAAAGGUUUUCUCUGGACUUCAACCUGCGCACACACGUGCGGAUCCACACUGGAGACCGGCCCUACGUCUGUCCCUUCGACGGCUGCAAUAAGAAGUUCGCGCAGUCGACCAACCUCAAGUCUCACAUCCUCACACACGCCAAAGCCAAAAAUAACCAAUGAGAACCCACCCACCCACCAGCAUCAGACACCUACCGAGAAGAAAAAGAGAGCGUCUGACUUCUCUUUUGAAGACGGAAACAGAAAAAAGACUUAUUGAUUUAUAUGAGGAAGAAAAAACCCUGACAGAUUAAGAGACUUCUGAAACACUGAAAUUCAGCUCGCUUUCCUGCGUCCCCUUUCUAUUGCUGUCAUAUCAGAUGAGGUUCACAGUGACUACUCCCCAAAGCCCAGACCAACACAUUUCCCUUUUUUUUUCUUCAGUGGCACUCAGCUUCCAGAAGAUGGAACUCACGGACAAACAUCAGAGACUUAUUUUUACCAGCGCGAGCAGAAGAAGCAGCGAUCUAUUAGUACUUUUAUUUUCUCACAUAGCUUUUAUUUUCCUUGAGUGUGCAUAUUGUACACUUGUCUCAGGCUAUGUUUGGUAAAAAUGUGGUUAUUAUUUCCCCUCUCCUGCAUUAUGAGAUCGUACCUAUGAUACAAAAGUUUAAAAAACAGCUGUAUGUUUGCAUUUCCAUGCCCUUGGUUGUAUUUUUCUCUAACCACAGAAUAACCUUGUAUACUUGUAUUGUAUGGCUGUAUUGAAAAUACGUAGACAUAGAUAGAGGUGUGAUUUAAAGUGUUAACCAAUUAAACUUUUAGUCAUGAGUUGCUUUAUAUUUUCUAUGAACUGACUCUAACAGGCGGCUGAGUCAUGCACUCAGCUGACGCAUCUGAAGCAAACAUCAAGUGGACUGCGAGACCAUCACUUUCUUUGUUAGAAUGUAAUGUACAGACGUCAACCAUUAACUUCCUUUGUUGGUAUUUACACCCAUGUAUCUCAACUGCCCACAAUAAAAUGGGUCAUUCCAGCCCUGGAGAAAUCUACAAAAAAAAGCACUAAGCCAUUUUCCUCUUGAAUUACUCAUUUAAAACACGUUCCUUCAGUCACUUAGUCUCUUUAUACUUUAGUUACACACUAGCUGUAUUAUUUACAGCUUAAGCACCAAAUUGACCCUUCAAAUGUGAGAUUAUUAAGCAAGUUCCAAACGAACAAUGUGGAUUUUCUGCUUUUCUUUGUUUGUGGUUGUUAAGUGGUAUUUUCUGAUCACAUUAAAUGAGAAUGCUUUCACUGUUUUCGGACAUUAAAUUACCAAGAAAGCAAUUAACUGAGAAAACAGCCAUUAGUUACAGCUCUCCAGCUGUUAUAAUAGCAACCACUCCAAAAAAGAAAAAAAAAGACAAACAUUGAUUCUUGUUAAAUUCUCAUGAUGAGGAUGCUUCAUGAAGUGUAGCAGCCGCGCUUCAGGAUCAUUUUCGCGCUUAAGAAACAGGAACGAUCAGGGAGUCGACAGACAGGAACAGUUUGUAAGUAAGAUGUUGGAUCAGUAACUACUUUUCGCUCAGGUCUGUCUCUUUUAUUCAUGAAUACAAAAACUGCUUUAGAGGUGGAGGAAGAAGGUGUACCUUAAGUGGUAACUCUUGAUCUUUGCUGAUUUCUUUCUCCUGAGCAGAUAAGAAGUGAUUAAACAAGAGUAAACCCCGUCUUGCUGUUUUACCAGACUGCCUCUGCAGGGUGCUGACACCUACCGAUGGCAGUGGUUCUCAACUGGUCUCACUCUGGGACCCACAUUUUCCCAUGGUCCUUAAGUCGCAACCCACUUCAAACCAAGCGAAUUUAUUUCUUAUAUUAAAAAAAAAGCUUUAAAGACUCAAAUCUGCGACUUAAAUACACCUAUUUCAUUGAGUAAGGUGUAUUUCACAGCACAUGAACUGAGGAUGACAACUACUAAAGUUGCAUAUAGAGAAAAUAUCAAAUUGUAUAUAAUGGAGACCAGCAAAAUGAAAAAUUUGACUUAUUUGAAUCUGUAUUCAGAGCAUAUUCAGAAGAACCUGAGGAGGACCACGCAAUAGCAUGGACAUAACUGAAUAAAUAUCAAAUUGCACUAAAUAAAGACCAAAAAAAACAUGUAAUUUUACUGCAUUCAGGCCUCAUUAAUAAGAAACCGAGGAAGACCAAGACAUAAUGCGUGCCUUUCAAAAUAAGUUAUUUUUCAAACAUCAGAUGUGCAUUAAAUAUUUCCUUUUUUUUGACCAGCUGUCCACGACCCACUUUUGGGUCGGGACCCACCAGUUGAGAACCACUGUUUUAGACAAUAAUAAACACAGUUUAUGCCGAUGGUCGAGUUUCCUUCUACAGAAGCAUUCAUAAUAAUUUCACUCUGUUUCAUAACUGUUAAAUCCCAAAUUCUCACCUCACCAUCUCCAUACCUGACUCCCCUGUCACUCAAGGCCAAACCACACCCCCAACACCAUAAAAGCCAGUCCUCAGGCCUGCUCUCCCUUUUGCAGCCUGAACAAGAGCAGCACUGAACAAAGGGAAUCUGACUAUUCCUGUCACCCUAAAACGCAUAUGUAUUGAUUUAAAACCCCGAAGUGGAUGCAUCUAUGAUGUAAGAUUAGUUAACCAAUUUACAAUUCAUUUGACUUUAUCAGUCCCCCCUUUUUUGUAAUAUUUUAUGUUGAUACAUCUUGUUUAUAUUCCUUUUGAUUGUACAGAAAAAAUCAUCCACUGAAGACGAGCAAAAUAAACCGUCAAACUGAAUCCUGGAUCCUGUGUUUUAAUGUGCACUCAAUAUAGGAUGUUCAAUGAGCAAGCAUCAGCAACAGCAUAAUCUUUUACAAUAACCACCUAAAAAACGAACAGGAGCUUUAGUUGACAUCGUAAACUGUAUAUAGAAUGGACAGCGUCUGCCUCCUUUCUGGGUGAAGCCACUCCGAGAACAGCACCCUCUGGUGACGGGCUGCAGUAUAGGUCAUAAAUCCCGCCUCUGCCAGUAAAACUUAUGCAGCUCUGGACAAACUUUAGAAAUUUAUUACACAGUCAGACUGUCAGACUGGUUUGUGCUCAAGUCCUUUUUUUUCUGUGAAGCUCCGUUUUUAAAAGUUAUUAGGGGUUCAUGUUUUCUAUGAUUGACACCUGAUACAGCCUAUUGGCGUUCAGGGAUUGCACAGCGUCAUCACAGCAACUCUUGCCGAAUGUGCACAACACUGCUGCACAAUGCUGGUUUUAGGAAAUGAAGAAACAUCGCAGAAAUACUGAGAGCUUUUUGGCUUUAAAUCUGUAUACAGGCGGGAGGCGGAACCAAGUUGUCCAUAGUAUAUACAGUCUAUGAAUACAGUCUAUAGUAUAUACUAUGCUAUAUAAGGGUUAAAGUCACUCCAACAUACUUCUAAAGAAAAUAAAUGUAUUUGAAGGUUUGUCAUACUCCCUCUUAGGAAAAAAUCCUGUAUAAAAUGACAUGCUGUCUUUCGCCGGUAUGAUGUUGAAUGAAGUAUGUUACUUUGAUUAACAUUCAGGUUAAUCCAGCUGUUCACGACCCAUCCAGAGUGCAUCCACGACCCACUUUUGGGUCGGGACCCACCAGUUGAGAACCACUGCACACCGCUUAUGCUGAUGGUCCAGCUUCUUUCUACAGAGACAUUCAUAGUAUUUUCACUCUGUUUCAUAACCACCUUAAAAAGACUAACAGGAGCUUUAACAAAGUUGACAUACAGUCUAUAAUUCCUGUUUCUCCCAUUGAUGCUGUAUCAGGGUUAAAGUCAUUCCGACAUACUUUUGAAGAAAAUAAAUGUAUUUGAAGGUUUGUCGUACUCCCUCUUAAGAAAAAAUCCGGUUUAAAAUAACACGCUGUCUUUCUCCAGUAUGAUCUGUUACUUUGAUUAACAUGCAGGUACAUAACGCGGUUAAAAUUAGCUCCCUCUGCAGCAGGCUGGCUGCAACAUUAAAGCGCUGCUGACAUGUUAAUGCAUCAGGAGGAAGGAUCCAAUGAUAUACUGAGCUGUUCUGCAUAAUAAGUGGAUUUAUUUUUUAUUUCUGGCUCAAACGGAUGCACCUAAACUCGAGUACUUUUCUGAAGCAUGAUCAUCAUUUUUGUAAUUGAGGAUUUGCACUUUUUUAUACAUAUCAUUUUCCAGCUGAACCUCCCUAACUCCCCAAAUAGAAGUGUUAUCAGUCCAAUCACGCAGAGGCUCUGGACACUGCCCCGGUGUCUGCAGGCACAUUUUUGUUAUCCACCGGUUUCUGCAAAAUCAAGAAAGAGCUACAGGAAGAUUUUAAUAUAAAAGUCUGAAGCUCGGACCAGGAAAUUUAUCACUUCCUGAAUCAGUGAGAAGGAAGAAAAGGAGAAAUUUAAAUUUUCUUCAACUUGCACGGCUGUUUUAAAUGUGUUGUUUUUCAUGUUAAGCUUACAAAGAGACUAAUAAACAAUUUAGAAAACUCACCCUCAAAGCUUCAGUUGUAGGGUAAGUAAACACACCACAGGCUUUCCCAAGUGUGCUCUGAAGGAGAAAUUGGAAAAAAUCAAUGAAAAACUGUUUUUCUUCUUUUAUAUUUGACUCAGUCUUUUCAUGAGCUGCGUCAGCAUGGUGGUGGAUUUUUCUCCUCCACCCCUCCUCUCCUCAGUCCUUCUCUCCUUCUUUCCUCUGGUCUCCACUUGCUGUUUAUUGAGUUUACACAUAAGUCCUCUCCUCUUUGUGCUCACCCAGCAGGAUUAGCUCGACUGUCUGCCUCAGCGUCCUGCUCAGAUCCUCAGGUCCUUAGGCCUCUGAUCCUGACCGGCCCGCCUCUCAUUACUGCCCCCUCCUGGCUCUGAGGACUUCAUUCUGAGGCGGCGGUGGUGGUGCUGUCCAUGGUGCUGAACCCCAGGCUAGUGCAGCAGACAACAACAACAACAACCUCUUUGAGCUUAUUUGUGUGUGUGUGGAGACUUCUCCCUGUAUUUGAUAACUCGUGUCCUCAUUCUCAGUCACACAGGACGAUUCAGACGGAAGAGAAAAACAAAAGGGGAGCUGUGUUGUUUCUGUGA
Xyrichtys novacula (pearly razorfish) is the source of this 11069-nucleotide messenger RNA. The record is from the annotation of a GenBank genome assembly. NCBI's taxonomy places the organism in Eukaryota, Metazoa, Chordata, Actinopteri, Labriformes, Labridae.